Cylindrotheca closterium is the source of this 2124-nucleotide messenger RNA. Lineage: Eukaryota; Bacillariophyta; Bacillariophyceae; Bacillariales; Bacillariaceae. The record is from the annotation of a GenBank genome assembly.
AUGUUUCUGAAGCGACAUCGCUUGAUUGGAUGUCUCUUUCCAAUUGCCUUGAUAUUGAAAUCCUUCGCAAAAGCUUCGAACGAUCAACCGGAAGGCCCUUUCGAUAACAACGAGGACGAGAAACAACAACAACAACAACAACAACAACAACAAGAACGUAAAUUCGUCCAGUCGGCACCAUGCACUCUGUAUCAGGUUGUAGUCAACAACGAUGACUAUAAUGGCGGAGAAAACUCAGCUCACCACCAAGAUAACAUAAUAUGGCGAUGUCAACUCGAAGCAAAAGAUAUCGAGGCCAUGCUCAGUGGAAGUCAAGAAAAACGAGCGAGCAGAUUUGUGGAUGUGGAAGGGAUCGAAAAAACAGUUCUUUUGGCGAAAGAUGAUAUCCAAAGCGGCAUUACAACGCUUCUCGCAGAUACUACAACAAUUCAAAAUGGAACGCUAGCAAUUCAACCAAACAGUCGCCUAACAUUUGGAGAAAAGACAGCUAGUACCGAGGACGGCGCUGGUAAUGCAUUCGGAAAUCGCCAAUCAUCAUUAGGGAACAGCCCACAGCAGGUUCAUGAUUUCAGCCGAACGAUGGGAACCAAGAAAGUGCUUGCCGUCCGAGUCGUGACCACCGAUGUCAAGCCGUCGGCAACAGUCGACAAAAUCGCGGACGAUAUCUUUGGGAUCAAUGGGGAUGUGGUCAAUCUCAAGUCACAAAUGGAGGAGUGUUCCUACGGAAAGCUCCGGAUUGAACCAGCCAGCAUAAACGGGGUUGGAUGCCAAGACGAUCCCGACUUUACCUUUCUGAAGACGUUUGGGGAUGGCUCGGUUGGGGACUGCGCGCAUUUUGAAAAUAGGCCUGACACCAGUGAUUAUUGUUUGGCAUUUGGGGAGGAGCAAGAUCCAGGUGGAACGACGGCGAAUGAAGCUUGUUGCGUAUGCGGUGGGGGGAUCACACAGUAUUACAGUCGGCGAGAUAUUCGAAAUGGAGUCAUUGAAAUAGAGUUGGAUCUGUCCGUCGCCGAUAAUGAUAGUUUCGCUCUGGAAGAGGAGGCAGUAAGGGUUCUGGAGACAACCUUUGGUGGCAAUGAGCUAUUCACCAUGUUUGAUCACGUCAUGUUGUGUCUACCUCCUGGCACCCAACGGCAUGGUUCUCCUUCUUGGCGCGCCUACGCCUACGUCAAUCACUAUCUUUCGGUGUAUCACGACAACUGGUGCCAUUAUCCAAAGACGGCAGUUCACGAACUGGCACAUAAUUUCGGGCUUGCACACUCUUGGAUUAGCCUGGAGGACGGUCAGGAAGAAACGGUCAUGGGCAGAGGCUACCCUGUAGAUGAAGGUCCCAUGAGAGCCCAAGUCUGUUUCAAUCCAGCCAAAAGUUACCAACUGGGUUGGUAUCAAGACAAAGUGAUGGAAUUCGACCCCAUGUCUGGUUGGUGGGGAACGCUGAUUGGAGUGGGCAAUUAUGAUUCCGAUUUAUUGGAUGCCAUGGUCGUCAUCAAAGUACCAACUGUCAGACAAGAUUAUUAUGUUGGUUUCAACCAUGCCAUUCGGCAUCACCGAGGGACAUCCUUUGGGGCCAACAGAGUCAAGAUUGUUCGCCAAGGCCAAGCUCCUUUUGCCGAAUCUUGGAUGGAGGCAGUGUUGGCCUCGGGGGAAGCCCACGUCAUUCCCAACUAUCGAGAUAGCAGCGAGCACUUGUCAAUCCACGUUUUGGAAACAGACAGUUACCCCGAUGGCUUUGCAAAAGUCAACAUUUUUACUUUUGAAAAGGAUGACUUUUGCAUCGACAAUGCAGACUUUAAGCUUCGAGUGAAUUCUACGGUUGGCACUGUGCCAUGUUGGUGGUUUGGAGCAAAUGAACCACUUGGUUGUCCCGAAUUUGGCAAUAGUGAAGGGUCUUGUGGAUAUGGAACGCAGUGCACUGCUGGCUUUGAGUGCUGCCACUGUGGUGGAGGACGAAGAACAACAGCACUUCCUCCAACGAGUGCUCCCACAGGGGUGCCUCCACAAGAAGAAGGUGUCGUGAGGAGUCAUGGAAGAAAGAAUGAGCUGAGGGGCCUGUUCACUCUCUCAUUCCUGAUAGUACCGGUGCUAUACAAUAUAGGUGCAGGUGCAGGUGGUGAGGUAUGCUAA